AGUACAUCACGUCAACAUUAAGCAACUUCCGCGUUGAGAUGUCGUAUGACAAGAAAUGAAUUUGCCAUAAUAGAAGCUUUAAUAACACGUAGCGUAAUCUUGGGCUUGUUGGACACUUAGAGAAGCCCGUGAAUAUUCAAGGUUCAAAAUGGCAAGCCGAGUAACCUCAGAUUCUCCUAAUUCUGAUGCCUCCGGCUCGGCGAGUCAAGAUCAUGAAAAAGAGGACAGUAAAAAUUUCGAGUGCAAUAUAUGUUUGGACACAGCAAGAGAUGCAGUCGUCAGUAUGUGUGGACAUUUAUUUUGUUGGCCUUGCCUCCAUCAGUGGUUAGAAACCAGACCUACCCGGCAAGUGUGCCCUGUUUGUAAAGCUGGAAUAAGUAAAGAUAAAGUGAUUCCUUUAUAUGGCAGAGGAAGUACAGAUCAACAGGACCCCAGAGAAAAGUUACCACCAAGGCCGCCUGGGCAGAGAGCUGAACCAGAAAAUACGGGGCCAUUUCCCGGGUUUGGCUUUGGUGAUGGCGGCUUUCAGAUGUCUUUUGGAAUUGGAGCUUUUCCUUUCACAUUUUUUGCAUCCACAUUUAAUUUUGGAAAUGAUGGCAGACCUGCACCCCCACAAGCUGGUUCACCGCAGCAUGCAGAUGAACAGUUUCUUUCUCAAGUGUUCCUUUUUAUGGCAGUUUUCUUCAUUAUAUGGCUGAUGCUUGCUUGAUUAAAAUACAAGAGACAUUAUAGUUCCAUAUUUUGAAAUGGAAAGUGUUGUGGUGCAAGUUAAUUAGUAAUAUUGUGACUGAACAAUGUAUUAUGAUAAAUGUGUAAAGGUGGACAUUCCCCCAUGUUAUCUCAGUUGUAACAUUGAAACAUUUUGUUCAUUAUCUGCAAUAACAUUUUGUUUAUAUUAUUACCAAUGAAGGCCCAGCACUGUUCAGCCUUUGACAUUACCAAAUGAUUGAGGUCAUACUUGAGCAUAAAAAUUGUGAUGAUUACAAUACAAAGAUGGGUUCUCUUUUUGUUAAGCAUGCUCAAGAGUAGUUGCUCAGUUUUGUGUAAUCCUUGGGAAGAAUCCACAAAAUAUACCUGAACAAUCCACAAAUGUAGUAGUUGUGAAUCCAAAGCUACACAAUUUAAAUUGUUAGCUAUAGGAAGAUGGUUUAUGUACACAGCCCAUGUGAUUAUUAUUGUUUAAUAUUAUCACUAUUUUUUAUAACACCUACCUUCAAGCACUAUUUUGUCAAAUUCAUUUCAUUGUUGUAUAAUGGUACAUAUCAUAUUAUUAAACAAAUAAAAUAUGAUAACAUA
Lingula anatina is the source of this 1296-nucleotide messenger RNA. Its product is annotated as E3 ubiquitin-protein ligase RNF185-like. Gene Ontology annotation, molecular function: ubiquitin protein ligase activity. The record is from RefSeq and is a predicted model, not a curated record. Gene Ontology annotation, biological process: ubiquitin-dependent protein catabolic process. Gene Ontology annotation, cellular component: endoplasmic reticulum. NCBI's taxonomy places the organism in Eukaryota, Metazoa, Brachiopoda, Lingulata, Lingulida, Lingulidae.